Molecule: messenger RNA, 2533 nt
Organism: Guyanagaster necrorhizus
Lineage: Eukaryota; Fungi; Basidiomycota; Agaricomycetes; Agaricales; Physalacriaceae
Product: NOL1/NOP2/sun family putative RNA met
Exons: 8
Coding region: 304-2313 (669 amino acids)
Biological process (GO): rRNA base methylation; maturation of LSU-rRNA
Cellular component (GO): nucleolus
Molecular function (GO): rRNA (cytosine-C5-)-methyltransferase activity; RNA binding
Source: RefSeq, a predicted model, not a curated record
UGUCAUACGCGUCGAUUGGGUAAGAAUGGGAGGGCGUUUUGAGAACCUAUUCUACACAACGGACGCGACUGGAAGAAAAAAGGCGCCAACACCCUACUCCUUGUUCAAAUGGAUCGUGGAUUUCUUGACGGCAGACUUUCAACCGCGGGCAUCGUUUGUCGCUGGGCUUGUGCUAGGCUUGAGGCUGGGCUAAACACGGGCCGGAUUAAAGUAGUGGUAAUGAUACAUAGCGACAAACAGUGAUCAACGUUUUUUUUUUGGUACUUUGUUUUUUAUCCUCCAUAAAAUCUUGCUUUCGCUAUCAUGGGUCGUCGUGCCAAGAACAAGCAGGGUGCACCAGAACCACUUGAUCCGAAAUGCCUAGAUCUAUCCCGAAAACGAAAGGCCGGGAACGACCUCAACGACAAGGAAACUGCUCCAAGACCCCCGAAGAAACUGAAGAAAACAGGUCAUGUCAAAACAAAAUCCAGGGACUCUAUCAAAGUCAAAGCAAAGGAACCUGUUAAGACAAAGGCAAUACCUUUGAAGGGAAAACAGAAGGCUCGGGUGGAUUCAGAGUCUUCAGACGGGUGGGAGCAUGUUGAGGAGCAAGCAAAUUUGGAUGCGUCCCUUAUGGAUGACAACUUCAAUGAUCUAGACAUGGAAGACGAUGAACCUCUGCGCGGGCCCGUACAAGAGUUCCAAUUCAGCGAAGAUGAUGAUGAGGAUGAAGUCAUCCUUCCCUCGAAAGCUAAAAAGUCGAAGCAAAGCAAAAGACCUACAAAAAUUAUACCCACAGCUUCCAACAAUUCCUCAGAUUCUGACGAGGAAGAGUCUGAUGAGGAUGAUCCUACAACUAUGGCCAACAUGGAGGCCCGUUCACGCGCAUUAGAUGCGAAAGCUGCUGCUGAGGCUAAAUUGGACGCUGAAGAGUUGCAGCAGGCAGCAUUCAACGACGGUGACGAUGAUCUCGAUAUGGACGAAGACGAAGACGAGGUGGAUGAGGAGGACAGAUUUCAUUUACCUACAGCUGCAGAGAGGGAAGAGGAGAAGAAGUCGGGCGGUCCUGAUGUGCAUCUAGUACAACGGCGCAUGAGAGAAUGCGUACGGGUGUUAAGUAGGUUCAAGAAGUUGGCCCAACCAGGACGCUCUCGAUCGGAAUACACUGACCAACUCCUAGCCGACAUUGCAAGUUAUUAUGGUUAUAACGAUUUUUUGGCAGAGAAGUUGUUCCUUCUCUUUCCCAUCGCCGAGGCUAUAGAGUUCUUUGAAUCCAAUGAAGUAUCGCGUCCUGUCACGAUUAGAACGAACACUCUACGGACUCGGCGGCGCGACCUUGCGCAAACACUAGUUAAUCGCGGUGUUAAUUUAGAACCUAUAGGUAAAUGGACGAAUGUUGGGUUGCAGGUAUUUGAAAGCAGUGUCCCCAUCGGUGCUACUCCUGAAUAUCUCGCCGGACAUUACAUGCUUCAAGCAGCGUCUUCUUUUCUCCCCGUGAUAGUUCUAGCGCCAGAACCAAACGAACGCAUAUUGGAUAUGGCUUCUGCCCCUGGAGGGAAGACCACGCACAUCGCUGCUCUUCUGCAAAAUACCGGAGUAGUGUUUGCUAACGAUGCGAACAAGUCCCGAACGAAGAGUCUUACAGCGAAUGUGCAUCGUCUGGGUUGCAAGAAUGUCAUCGUCUGCUCUCAUGACGGUCGAGAAUUUCCCAAGGUUAUGGGAGGAUUCGACCGGGUCUUGCUAGAUGCUCCAUGCAGCGGCACGGGCGUUAUUAGCAAAGAUUCAAGCGUCAAAGUUAACAAGUCCGAACGCGAUUUCACACUAUUAUCGCACCUCCAAAAACAGCUUAUUCUCUGUGCCAUUGAUAGUGUCAGUCCCGAGUCAAAGACCGGUGGCUAUCUGGUGUACUCGACUUGUUCCGUUACCGUGGACGAGAACGAAGCGGUCGUGGACUAUGCUCUCAAAAAACGGCCGCACGCCAGGCUAGUUGACACUCGUCUUGAGUUCGGGCGAGAGGGCUAUACGAAGUAUCGCGGGAAGACAUUCCAUCCAAGUGUCAGGUUGACUCGGAGGUUCUAUCCCCAUGUGCACAAUAUGGAUGGUUUCUUCGUUGCGAAGUUCAAAGUUGAGAAGAAGGGUAAGGAACAUCCGGUCGCGACGCAGAAGGUUGAAGUUAUCCCAGAUGGGCUGGAGGCUGUUGAAGAUACGGAAGCCGCAGCGUUCGAUUCAGACGAAGAUCGGCCGUAUCUUGAAGAUGCCAAACGCCGACGUAUGAAAGCGAAGGGCUUACGGCCACCGCCCCGGACAAAGCCCCCCCAGUCUCUUCCGCUGUAACAGCUACAGCAUAAGUAGUCUACGACAGUGAGGGAGGGCCUAGGCUGAUCAUAUCAUUAUGCAAUCCUGCGUUCCACAUGGGUCUCGUUACUAUGAACAUAUUCUUUUGUUUCAUGAUCUUUCCAUCAGGCGGGUGCCUCUUCAACCUAAUAUGAUGGCCAAGAGAAACAAUAAAUAAGUUGCGAUGUUGGACAUGAGACGUCGGAAGGUCCUAUGCUGC